Messenger RNA from Solanum tuberosum (potato), 1403 nucleotides. Its product is annotated as pre-mRNA-splicing factor 18-like. Gene Ontology annotation, biological process: generation of catalytic spliceosome for second transesterification step; RNA splicing. The transcript has a single exon. NCBI's taxonomy places the organism in Eukaryota, Viridiplantae, Streptophyta, Magnoliopsida, Solanales, Solanaceae. The record is from RefSeq and is a predicted model, not a curated record. The coding region runs from base 114 to 1166 and encodes 350 amino acids. Gene Ontology annotation, cellular component: U2-type post-spliceosomal complex; U5 snRNP; U4/U6 x U5 tri-snRNP complex.
UACUCAAGUCCUAUUAUUUCUUUCCAAUUCUAUUCCUAGUCGGAUUUGACGUUGUUUCUUCUUUAAAUAAAUUAAAAGUUAGCAAAGCAAAUUCACAAAUCAAAAUCAAAACAAUGGAGGAAGUGAAACAAAUAACAGAGAAGCUACGGAACAAUCGAGCCCAAUAUGUGGGUCGACGUAAAUUUUUCAACAAAUUAGAGAUAGAACAGAGUAAAAAACGUGAAGAAGCGAAAUCCCAGCAACAUAAUAAUCAUAAAUCUUACUUGUCAACUGAUAAUAUCAAAUCGGAAUCUUCUUCAUUAGUUUCCCUUCCGCUACAACAAGUUGUUCGCCGCCUUAGGGUUUUGAAACAUCCUGUAACUUUAUUCGGAGAAGAUGAAGAGGCAAGGUUUGCUAGGUUGAAUCUUGUGUUGAAAGCUGGAUUGUUUGAAGUUGAGGAUAGUGAUAUGACUGAAGGGCAAACGAAUGACUUUUUGAGAGAUGUUUUGGAGUUGAAGAAGUCACGGAUGUUGAAGCGGAAAGCCACAGAUCAGGAUAAAGAUGGUGAAGAUUUGAAGAGGAUGAAAACUAAUUUUGAGGAUUUGUGUGAUGAGGAUAAGAUUUUGGUGUUUUACAAAAAGCUGUUGAAUGAGUGGAAUCAAGAGCUUGAUGAGAUGAGUUCUGAGGCUAAAAACCAGACAGUGGUGGCUACUUUUAUGCAGUGUGCUAGGGAUUUGAAUCCGUUAUUUGAUUUAUGCAGGAAAAAGUUACUUAAUAUUGACAUUAGGAAAGCAUUAGUUGUGAUGGUUGAAUGUUGUAUGAAUAGAGAAUAUAGUGCUGCAAUGGAUCAAUAUCUUAAUAAGAUAGCAAUUGGUAAUGCACCUUGGCCUAUUGGUGUUACUAUGGUUGGUAUUCAUGAACGAUCAGCGCGUGAGAAGAUUCAUACAAAUAGUGUUGCUCACGUCAUGAAUGAUGAGACAACAAGGAAGCUUCUGUAUUCAGUUAAAAGACUGCUGACAUUCUGCCAACGACGCUACCCAACAAUGCCAUCCAAAUGUGUGGAGUUCAAUAGCCUUGCAAAUGGCAGUGACUUGCACUUUCUGCGUGCACAAGAGUCAACUUCUCAAACCUCAGAAGAAAGGCUUCCAAUAAUCCUUAUGCCUGCACAAGGAACAUCUUUAGUUUAAUUUGCUUUUGAACUCUGUUUAAUUCUGUGUGUUGAUUUUACCUGCGACAGACUAAAGUGGUUUACUUUUUCUCCUUGAAGUUGAAACUGCUCCUAUUAAAAGUUCUUAUAUCAAUUGGUGAAGGUAACAUGAAAAAGUUUGUACAUAUAUAUAGCUGCUGUUAUACGAUAAAAUUAAUUAACAUUCACGGAAUCUUAAUUGUGUUAAUAUUUGUGUUAGUUUUCCAUAGCCAUAGAA